Lytechinus pictus (painted urchin) is the source of this 5695-nucleotide messenger RNA. Its product is annotated as G-protein coupled receptor 161-like. Gene Ontology annotation, molecular function: G protein-coupled receptor activity. Gene Ontology annotation, cellular component: membrane. Bases 224 to 1771 code for a protein of 515 amino acids. Lineage: Eukaryota; Metazoa; Echinodermata; Echinoidea; Temnopleuroida; Toxopneustidae. The record is from RefSeq and is a predicted model, not a curated record. Gene Ontology annotation, biological process: G protein-coupled receptor signaling pathway. The transcript is spliced from 4 exons.
AGAAAUGUACACGGAGCAAUGGGGAUCGGAGGAUUGUGUACGUUUAAGCUACUGGGUGUCACAUCGCAUGACGACCGCGAACAACGAGUACAUCUACAUCAUCCAUGUGAUUCCUUGAGAUGAGGAGAAAAGCACUCCCAUGGCUUGAAUUGGGGUGGGUUGAGAUUCCUGUCAGUUCUCAUCAAGACCAAAGGAUUAUCUGGACCUCAGCUGCUGCUGUUUUAUGUUGGAGAUGGACACCACAGAUUUAUAUACCGGUACCUCAGAUCUUUUGAACUAUACAACAUCAAUUCCAUAUGAAGGUGCUGCCUCAGAUGCUGUCUUUGUAACUCCACAGUGGACGAUCAUCCUGGAGGCAGCCACCCUGUCCCUGAUAGCCAUUGCAGCGGGUGCCCUCAACACCAUCAUCAUCUACACCAUCCACAAGAAGACUUACCUGCAGAAUGCCAGCAACAGAUUCAUCUACAGUAUGACCUUGGCUAACGCGGUAAUGUCGUUCACCGUGUUGCCUUUCAACCUUGCAGCCUGUGUCCUCCGGGACUGGAUCUUUGGUGUGGUGAUGUGUAAUCUGAUGGGGUUCAUCUCACUGUGUACACUGACUGGGUCACUCUUCAACGUGGCUCUCAUUACACUCGACAGAUAUUAUGCCAUUGUUCAGCCGAUGAUGUAUCCUCUGAAAGUAACAUCCAACUAUACCACUCACCUUAUAGUGUGCGUUUGGAUCCUUGCACUUGUGUGCACUCUGCCACCCUCAUUUGGCUGGUCAAGGUACAGCUUCCAGAUGUCCAAAUCAGCCUGCAUGGUGGAUUGGCAUUACGAGAAAUCAUUUUCAUUAUUUUAUGCAAUAAUGACGACAGUCUUCCCUCUGUUCCUCAUAUGCUUCUGCUACGGGAAUAUCCUCAAAGUUGCGAAGAGAUCAUCGCGUCGGGUCAGCCAUGGCAAUGUGGUUGUGGAGGAAGCGAUUCAGAAGAUGACACGGAGGCGGUCAAGACGAACAUCUCUGCUGGUGAACAUCCGAAUGAAUUCUCCAACAAAAGCGUUACGGACGGUACUGGUCACAGUCGGUGCAAUAUUAAUCACUUGGUGUCCUUUCAUAAUAGAAUUGAUGUACGAGAUGGUGCAUGGCGAUGAGCUUAUAGCUGAUUGGUUAGAAGCCGGGGCCAUGUGGCUCUCCUACUGCAGCCUUAUAUUCAACCCAGUAAUCUACGCUAUCUGGAACAAGACGGUGCGGAACGAGGUCCUUGGGAUGUUCUGCGCAAGGUCACUUAAGCUGCAGUGGGCCUGGCGGGAUGAUGAUAACAUCCUUGCAAGGCGUAGGGAAUCAAGACGUCUCAGCAUUAGUGGGAGUAUCACUGAUCUAAGUUACACUUCUGCUUUGAGAAGAAAGUUCACUCUUCAAAGCACCCAGGUUACCAACACAGGACAGCAGACAUCAAGCGGCGAUUCAGUUGCAUCUGGAGUUCACCUGGCGAGUAUCAUCGAGUCUUCCACCACCACCGCACCAGACACUGGAAACAGCUCUUCCGGAAAAUCCAAGCAGGCCAAACUGAACUCUGGGGUCAAGAAGACAAGGGUUGAAAGAUUGAAGACUGAACCGACCACACAGAUCAGCACUACUGCACAGGUUCACCGACCUUCGCAGAUGAUCACCAGGUCAAUGUCGGGUCGAAGUUCAACCUCAAAGGUCAUUGCGAAUGGAGGAGGGAAAAGUGUCGGGAGUGGAAGUCGUAAGCUCAGUAUAGUUAGCUUUGAUGAGAGCACUGUGAGCUGAUGACUUUGAUAUGAAUGGUAAGUUGCCACUUGGUCUACAGAAACUAUGUCUACCCUUUCCUUUUGGUCUCAUCCCAGUUGAUCUAAUCCUAUCUUGUCUACAACACACUUAGUCUGUUUAUGAGCCAAAAUUGCAUUUGACAAAAAUUGUAGAAAAAAAAGCAAGUGUGGAAACUAGACCAUCUGGCAUGAGACUAAAUAAUUGUGAGCUCAAAUGAGUAUUAGACUAAGUAGUAAUUAGACCUAAGUAAUAGUAGACCAAACAAUGGAUUAAGUAAAAGUAUUUAUUUAUUAUCCAUAAAUGGAAAUUUGUCUUGUUUACAUGCCAUGCAAAAACAUAAUGAAGACAAAUUAUAUAAAUUCAUACACAUUUACAUUGAACACUGGCCCUGGAUCGUGGAUCCUAAGUUAAAAACCCACCUUUAUAGUAGCUUUGCCAUUAAAAGGAAAAUUACCAUGGUAACAGAGUUCAGCAGCCAAUCAAAAUCAAGACCAUCAUCCAUAGUAGUUUUCAUAGUGGCAAACUACACGUAGUAUAGGACCGUAUCAUGGUUCUCUUAUGGAUAAACAAUAAAUACAGGUAUUUAGCUUUUCUCUGUCUUGGGCUGAAUAUAUAAUACCCCUGUAAUAGAGCAUCUUGCCCUUAAUCAUUGUCGUGAGUUUUAAACAAAGUGUCAUGUGCUUGAAUUAUCGUGUACGUCCCACCUUGAGUUUCUUGAUUUUUUAGUCUUUGUAUUAAAGUGUUUUCAUUAAUUGUGUUCUGAAAUAUAUAUAAAUAUAUGCAUCCUUGAGGCAUGAGGCUAGAAUUGCAUAUAAUUACAAGUAUGAUGUAACAUGAAAAGGCUUGAAACUGACAUUCAUUCUUGCACAAUCUUAUAUAAAGAUUUUAAAGUGUACCAUGCAUGUGAGAAAAUGAAUUAAACAAUUCAUAAUUUAACCAUACUUAAGAAAGCAAUAUUUUGUAUUUUGCUCUAAGUGCAUGAGGUAAAUGUUAUCUGGUUCAUGUCUGUCUUGUUUUAUACAAAAUAAUAAUCGCCGUUGUAUUGAACCCAAUGUUUACAAAUAUUUGAAAAUUUAUGAAAUAUCCUUUACUCAAUUACUUAUUUAUAAUAAGUUUAAUCAUAUUUACAUGCUAUCUGAAAUUAUUUGUUGCUUGCAUUACAUGUACAGUAUGUGUAUGUACAUGUGUGGUUUGUCUGUCAGUCCGUGAAUUUAUAUCUGUCCAUGUGUCGAGGCUGAAUAUUUUGAUAUAUACAGGUAGUUUGUGUCUAUAUAUAGGCCAUAUCUGUUUGACAUACUGUACAUUGUCAAUAUAUGAUGUCUUCCCAUCCCUAGUUUCUGUGCUAUUUACUACAAAUGCACUGCAACGUGGGGUGUAUUUGUGUGUUUGUUAAUGACGAUGCAGAACACUUGAUUAGUUGAUUGUGUGCCACAAUUACAAGCACAAGGCUCUAGCACAACGUGUGUGUAUGUUUUUACAGUGCACAUCCAAGAUGCCUGCAUCGCAUUAACACCAAACCUGUGCAUUAUUUGUUUUAUAGAAUUGGUCAGCAGUGUUGACAGUUAAUGUAAUUUCCUAUGCAUUGCACUAAAAAGGAGGCCAACUUCUGCUUUCUAUUGCGACAUCACAAUGAUUGCCAGUAUAUGUGCCUCUGUUAGCAGUCCUUGGAAUGAACCCUCUGAGAACAUUUUUUGUUGUCUCAAGUGUUUUUUUUACCUGUUUUAUUAUCAGACAAACUAGUAAAGUUGAGAAAAUAGGAUUUAAUGCAUCCAUGUGGGAUGAGACCAAAUGUGCUUUAGAAUAAGACAGUAGCACUCUGCCAUGCCUAGAGCUGUAAAGUUUAUCUCUCUAAUUCUUGUGUGCUAUUUCUGUUUUAUAUGCAUGUAUGAGUAUCUUGUAUGAAAUUCUAGAGUUGAGUUGUAAGUUUUUUUGUAUACAUGUAAGUUGCAGUUAUUUUCGGUCCUUGUUGAUUUGAUUUUCAUGUUAACUAUACUUAAUUAUACGUAUUCAGUAAACAAUAUACAUACAUGUAUUAAAGAUAUAUGCCAAAGAACCGAAAACAGUAUUCAACUCAACAAUAAAUUCAGUAUCAAAUAUUUUUUUUUUUUUAAUUCCAUGUAGUACUUUUUUAAUACCCUCUUUUGUAUUAAAAUGAAGCUAUUUGCCAAGUUUUUUUUAUAUAAAGGGAGGACAACAGCUGCUUCAUCUUCAUGAAGAAAAGUAUUUGAUAAUUAACCUUUGAUUGGAAAUAAUACAUGCGUACUGAAAAGGGUACUCCACUAACUCCAGGCUAAAACUGGGCUGAAAUUAAUAUGAUUUGAAAAGAAAAAAAAUUAGACAAACAAAACACUGAAAAUUUUAAAUAUAAUUUGCAUUAUUCUGGUGAAACAGUUCUAGGCAUGUUUCAUGAAUAUUCAAUGAGCAAACUGAUGAUGUCAUAUCCCCACUUGUUCGUUUGUAUUUUAUUGUAAAUGAAAUAAGGUUUAUUCAAAUUGUUUGAAUAAAAUACAUAUCAUUGAAGGUAUGCACAAUAUACUUUUUAGUAACUGUUCCAACAUGCCCGAGGAAUGUUUCAAAGGUAACAAGUGUGUGUAUUACAUGUACAUGAUGUGCAUUAUUUGUUUUAUAUGAUAGUGAUGUCGAUCCUUGUUAUUUGAUAUAAAACAAUACUCUCAAAACCCUGAUCAGUCGUCAGUAGUAUCAGUCAUUAGGCGUAUUCAACCCACCUUAAUUAAAGGUAAAAGACAGUAGUUGCAGCAAACAAUAAUUUCUUGAGAAAGUCUUUUAAAUUAAGGUUAAUUGUCAAAAUAUUAUCACACUUCUAGUCUAGAUCUGGUACAAUAAAUAAUGUAAACUUAUCUAUUUGUAAAAUCAUGAAAAAUCGAUAAUUCUGUUGUUCACUAAGGCAAAAAAUCAUAUGUGGGACAGUGUAUUAAUAUUGCUUCGAAAAAUGCCCAACAUUUGAUGGAAUUCAGUGCUUAUUUUGCUCAUUUCUCAGGUAUUACGCAUUCUCUUCCAGAGAUAUUUGGCACAUAUUUUUUAUUUAUACAUACAAACACUUUGGUGGUAAUUUCAUCGGAUUCUGUUCAAACUCAUUUUGAGAUCAUUGCAACUGGUAUUUAUCUUUAGCAAAGUACCUGUUAAAUUACAAGAAAUUGUUCAGGCUAGAAAAUAAAUGACAAUUAUUUUCCGCAUUCAAACCGACCAGAAGAACAUCCCUUCGGGGUAAAUUAUCAAAGUUACUAGCAUGCAGAGUAUAGUCUGAUGAGCAGGCAAGGCGCAAGAUUCAUGAUUGCUAACUCAGCAGCCACCCAUGGCGCCCGCUCUUAACAUGCUAGGCUAAGAAAGUUCCUGUAAUUUGCUUUCCCACUGCCAAAAUACCUGCAACCUUGGAAAUAUCCCCUGAAAGUUCUAUUAAUAUUGACAAGUACGGUAGUACCUAAUAUUUAGCAGUAUUUUCUUUCAGGGAUAUUACGCGUAAUUUGCGUUCACACUGACAAAAUUACCUGGUAUUUACUGAUCGGGGUAGAUCAGGGCAAAUUUCCUGAUUAAAAAAUACCUGGAACUGACAAACAUUCAGGCGGUCUAAAAACACCUAUGAGCAUUUUUUUCCUGUUAGCCACAAUAAAUGGCAGGUCAUGUGAUAAACUUCAGCCAAUCAUCUAUUAGGAUUCAUAUCACCAUCUCUGCCAUAUAUGACAGAAUUUUUCAAUUUUUUGCUUGAUCUCAAUUUGUAUAAUAUCAAUAGCAUUUUGUAUUUAAUUCUGCUUGCUAACUGCUUUAAUUUGAAUGUUGUAUUCUUUGGAAGUAGAUAGAAUAUUCAGUUGUGUGUAGUCUGUAGAGAACAAAUAGAAAUAACAUUGAUACUUGAUAGUUGUCCUGUUCCAAUCAAUUUGUAAAGAAUUCUGUUUUUUAUUACUCUUA